AUGGCUGACUCUUUACUGGAGCUCCUGGCUCCGAAACUCGACAUCGACAAGCCCCAAAUAUCCGACAGCACAACGACACAAUAUCUGAAUCGGCUGCCGACUUUGUCCUUGGAUGCAUUGCAAACCACCGAACCGCAAUCGUUGGCACAGUCCUCCCACUCGUCGCUCCUUUCCCUUCAAGCGCUGUCAAAUCGCUCCCAUCGAUCUUUUGUCGCCUCAGCCGAUCAUCUCUCCACUCUAAGCGCAUCAAUACCGCAAUUGAAACUGGAGGCGCAUCAGUUGCGCGAUGCUGUCCCAGAGCUCGAUGAGGAAGCCGUCAGGUUCUCCACAAAAUACAGCAAGACCACAGAUAAUGCAGCACUAGAGAGGAGGAAGAAAGCCAUGCAGCUAGCUCGCAACGUGGAUCGAUUGUCAGACAUCCUUGAACUGCCAUCCCUUUUGUCCGCCGCGGUUUCUGCGGCGUCUGCCAACUCAGGCGCAUCAGUGGCCUCUACAACAUAUUCCUCAGCGCUUGAUUUACACGCACAUAUCAAGCGCCUUCAGUCAAUAUACCCGGGCUCACCAUUAGUUCAGGACGUCGCCUCGCAGGCAGAAGAUGCCAUGAAAGAGAUGACGACCAACUUGAUUGCAGGUCUCCGAGCCCCGAACCUCCGGCUAGCAGCCGGUAUGCGAACCGUGGGCUGGCUCCGGCGCGUCGCACCAGAUCUUGAAACUCUUCGAAGUGAGGGAGCCAUAGGUUCGGGAGAAGGAGCACUGGGUGCUAUUUUCUUGAUCUGUCGCUUGGCGCAUCUGGUAUCUACCCUGGAGGCCUUGGAUCCAUUGCGAGAGCUUGCCGAUCAAGAGUCACAGCGGAGGACAAGCAGUGGAGAUUCAUCCGAAAGCUGGUCGGGUGGUCAGCAGACAGAUCGCUAUCUCAAACGAUACAUCGAGAUCUUCCGUGAACAAAGUUUUGCCAUCAUCUCGCUGUACAAAAACAUUUUCAACUCUGAGCAAUCUGACCUUGAGUCUGGGGUUCCCAAUAUUCGAAGCCUAGACAUCUCCAAAAUUUCAAAUCAAACACCUCGACCGGAUGACCCAUUACAGACUCUUCCUUCGGCCCUGGCGACCUUCCCAAUGCACCUGGUGCAGUUGUUGACGGACACAGUGCGCACAUACCUUCCCAAUGUCCGGGACCGCAGCUCAAGGGAAAGCCUGCUCACUCAGCUGCUGUACUGCGCCGCUAGCCUCGGUCGACUUGGAGGUGACUUUGGAAUGAUUCUGACCGAGCUGGAUGAAGAGGAAGGCAUUGCAUAUGAAUGGGAAGACGUAAUGCGAAAGCAUCGAGCUUUGGCUGGUCGUCUGGAACAACUGACGAGUCGGGUACCUGUACACUAG
This is a messenger RNA of Penicillium diatomitis, 1374 nucleotides long. RefSeq names its product Dor1-like family protein. The record is from RefSeq and is a predicted model, not a curated record. The coding region runs from base 1 to 1374 and encodes 457 amino acids. Gene Ontology annotation, biological process: cytoplasm to vacuole targeting by the Cvt pathway; intra-Golgi vesicle-mediated transport. Gene Ontology annotation, cellular component: COG complex. The transcript has a single exon. Lineage: Eukaryota; Fungi; Ascomycota; Eurotiomycetes; Eurotiales; Aspergillaceae.